CAAUUCCAUGUACCAAAUAAAAGUAGUAUAUUAUCUAAGCUGCGCGCGCUAGGUGAAAAUUAAAUAGGGAUGGCAUUGCAGGAUGAAUUGGGUCGUGCCCAAACUCACAUAAGGAACCACAUUCUCAACUUCAUAAAUUCAUCUUCUCUCAAAUGUGCUGUUCAGCUAGGCAUUCCAGACGUGAUUCAUAGACACGGUCGACCCAUGACGCUUGAAGAGCUGGUUGACGCCCUCGCUAUCAACAAGGCAAAAGCCGACCACCUUGGUCGCCUCAUGCGCGUCUUGACUCGUACUGGCAUCUUUAUUAAGGACGACGACGGGUAUGCCCUCGGGCCUCCGUCGUGUCUUCUCAUUAAGGACCAUCCCUUUAGUAUGGCACCUUUCGCGCUAGGGGCAACCGGUCCCACAUUUACGGGUCCAUGGCAGCAUGUCAGUGAAUGGUUCCACAACGAUGAUCCAACGCCGUACCAAACAGCGUAUGGGAAAACAUUUUGGGACCGCGUCAGUCAAGACCCGGAGUUUAACCAUCACUUUAACCAAGCCAUGGCAAGUAAUUCCUUACUUGUAAUGUCUUUGGUCAAAAAAUAUUGUAGGGAAGUUUUUGAGGGGUUGGAUUCACUAGUAGAUGUGGGAGGUGGCACCGGGAUGGUGGCCAGAGCAUUGGCCGAUGAAUUCCCGGAUAUGAAGUGUAGUGUGUUGGAUCUUCCGCACGUUGUUGCCGGCUUGGAAGGGACUAAGAACUUGGUCUAUGUUGCGGGAAACAUGUUCGAGGUCAUACCUCCUGCACAAGCAGUUGUUCUUAAGAUGAUAAUGCACAAUUGGAAUGACGAGGAUUGCGUUACAAUAUUGAAAAAUUGUAAAGAAGCAAUACCCAAUAGAGAAAAUGGAGGAAAAGUUAUUAUUCUUGAUAUGAUAAUGGGCUCCACCCAAAACAGAGACGACGACAACGAUGAUGAUGAUGAGUUAAUCCAAACCCAAAUUUUCGCGGAUGUGCAUAUGAUGGUUAAUUUUGGUGGACGAGAGCGAAAAUUAAAAGAAUGGGUAAAGAUCUUCAAUGAUGCUGGCUUUACCGACUAUAAAACAACUCAACUGGGAUUAAUGUCUCUUAUUCAACUUUUUCCUUAACUCGCAACUGCGCUUGCCCAUCCCAUGCUAGUUGAAGUUUGUCUUGAUGAAAUAAAGAUGGUUGGCUUUGUUACAUGUGUGAUUUGAUAAAUAUUGCAAUCAGGGUACACCAAUUGUUGAAUAAAUAUGGGACAAUAUGGGAUAUGUUUUAUAUUCUGUUUAUAUUUUAAGUUUUAUUUUAUUAUAUUCGACAAAUUGUAUCUUGUAACCAUUGUUUGAGUAAUAAUAUUUUAAUUGUUUUGA
Molecule: messenger RNA, 1368 nt
Organism: Ipomoea nil (Japanese morning glory)
Lineage: Eukaryota; Viridiplantae; Streptophyta; Magnoliopsida; Solanales; Convolvulaceae
Product: trans-resveratrol di-O-methyltransferase-like
Exons: 2
Coding region: 70-1125 (351 amino acids)
Biological process (GO): methylation
Molecular function (GO): O-methyltransferase activity; S-adenosylmethionine-dependent methyltransferase activity; protein dimerization activity
Source: RefSeq, a predicted model, not a curated record